AUGCAUAAGCAAUAUAAUUUUGCUGGAGUUGAUCUCUUAUAAGAGUAAAUGUCUAAUAAAUACUUAUUAGAUUUCCAGAACAACAAUCUUAUUUUGAAUAAACUUAAGGAUAUCAAAAUGAUUUUGAAUCAUCAAGAUAACCUGUCAUUCCAGAAGUUUACUAACCAACUAAUUUAGGAAAGGACUUAUUCAUUACACUCUAAGUAUAUUAAUUUUUUAACUUCUUAGAAUGAAUAUCGAAAUACCAGAAAGGUAACAACUUAUUCAGAUAAAGCAUUAUUUGAUUUAUGGAAGGUGACUGCAAGAUCAUAAGCAGGUAAACCACCUCCAAAGAAACCAGCAAAAGAACCUGAAAAUGUAUAUUCAUAAAUUUAUUAUAUAUUAGGAGAUAAUGAGGAAACAAAUAGAACAUAAAAGAAAUUUACAUUUUUAUGCUUAAGCUAAUGAGAAAGAUGUUCAAUACACAUUAAAAUAAUUUGGUGAUGCUGAAGAAUAAAAUGCAAAUAUCAGUAAAUUUAUAGAAGAGAGACAAUCAUAAUUGUUACAAUAAAAAAAAAAUUAAGAAAAGAAAAAUAAGAAAAUGAGCAAAGAAGUUUUGAAUAGAUUAUUUCCUAAACCAUUAAUUUAAUAAGAAGAUGACUUAAAAACAAAGGAAAAGAAAUAAAGAGAGUAAUUUGUUGAAGCUGUAAUCUAACAUUAUAAAGCAAAAAAUCCAGAUCAUAAAAAUUUUAAAUAUCCAGAUAGAUUAAGAUAAUAUUGGAGUGAAAUAUAAAAUAAUAAACCUGAAGGUAAAGGUGAUGAUUUUGAUUUGUAUUUUUAAGAUUCAAUGGAAAUAAUAAAUGAUCAAUUUUAUAAAUUUAAAGGAUUUUAUACUGAUAAUGUAGAUGAUAUUAUUAAAAUAUGGAGAUAAACCCUAUAAAAUUCUAAAUAAGAGAUUGUAACAUAUGAAAGUGAAGAAAAUUUAAAAACUCUAUUGACUCAAUAUUUAUAAAUGAAAAAAGAUUAAGAAGAUGUUAAUUUAGGUUUACGUAAAAUAGAAAUGGAAAAGAGUAUGAAAAAAAAGAAAACUGAAAUUAAUUAUUAAAGAGUAACUGAAAUAGCAAAACCUAAAGAUAGAUUAAAAGUAGGAAAAACUUUAUUGGAUUUAAAGAAAAUGUAUCCUAAUGAUAAAAUCUUGAGGAAAAUGUUAUUAUAAGAAUUUCGUGAUACAAAAGUGGCUAAAUAUCCUUAAGAAUAUGAUGUUGUUGAUAGUGAUGAAGAAAAUAAACAAAAAAUGAGACAUCUUUCAUAAAAAGGUGGAUGUGUGAUAACCUUAGAAGAAAUGGAAGUACCAGCAAAAAUGAAAAUAGAUGAAAUAGCUGAUUUAUUUGAAAAACAUAUGGAGAUGUAUUAUUCAGAAAAAUAAACUGCAUUAAGAAAAGAAGAAUAAGAAAGAAAAAAGAAAAGAUAAGCAGAAUUCAAACUUAAUAAAUAUAUAGAAUAAAUGGCUAAAAAGUAUUUAGAAUUAAGAAAAAAGAGAUUUGAAGAAAAAGUACCCACAAUUAAUGAAUAUUUAUCUACUAUGUAUAUAUAAAUGUUGAUAUCACAUAAAGAUGCAACAAAAGAAAACUUUCCACAUUUAAAAUAUGGAGAAAGUAAAAAAUUAAGAAAGAAAUCCUUUCCUAGUUCAUUAAAGAGAUAUUUUUUUGGAAUGAUGAAAUCUUAUGUUAGAAGAAAAUAUGAUUAUAUUAAAGAUGAAACUAAUAGAAUAGGUUUUUGGGUACCAACUAAUGGAAAGAGUAUGUGUGUAGUUCAUAAAGAUUCAUUAUGUCCACCUGGAUGUACAAAAUAGACAUUAAAUCAAAGAGUAAUUGGUUAAAGUCGAUUAGUAAAAGAAGCAUAACUCUUUGCAGAUAGACCAAAAACAUCAGUUUGGGAUUCUGAUAAUUAUUAAUCUGAAAGAUGCAAUAUUAUGAUGACAUUUUCAGAUGCUAAAGAAUGCACAUUUUAACCUGCAGUUUGUUAUAGAAUGCCAGAAAAAUUAAAAAAAGUUAUUUUAUAAACUCAUAAUUGGGCUUAAAGUAAUGUAGGUAAAAGUGGAUCAUUAAAACAUUUCUUAUCAUAAUUUGGAGAAAAUUUCAAAAAAGUACCGUCUAUAUAUAGAUUUGGUAUUUUUAAGAGAUCUUAAGUACUCUAUAGAAAAGGAGAUUAUAGAAAAUCUUAUUAAUUAUUGGCUCUUAGUUUUAAUAUAAGAGAUCUUAAAUUGAUAUUUAGAGAUCCUGAAGUCAAAAUGAAAUAGCCAAAACCACAUCCAAUUUUUAAUGCAUAAAAUAUGGGCAUAGAUGAAGAUGAAUUAAAGAAAGUACCACAUGAAAAUUUAUAAUUAAUGGAACCUGAUUAUUAAAAUAAACCUGAAUAUAAGUUCUUAUUAGAAGUUUAUCUUUUUAUUAAGUAAUUAGAAUCUUAUGAAGAUUAAUUAUACUAAUCAUAGAAUAAUCUUAAAAGAAUGCUAAAAUAGGAUUCUCACUACUAUACUUCAUUAUAAGCUCUAAGUAAAACUUAAUCUUAUGAUUUACGCAAAUUAACUGUUAAAGAUUAAAUGUGCCCAUUAGGAUAGGAUUGUCCUUCAAUUUAAACAAGAUGGCCAAACUCAAAUGUAUCAGGUGUUACACCUAUUGGAGCAGAAUGUAUGUUUGCUCAUCAUCCUUAUGAACUGAGAUUCCGGUAAGAAUUAAGAGCAAGAAAAACUGCUCUAAGAGGCACUCUUAAAGCAGUCACUGAAAGACUAGGAGGUAAUUCAGCCAUUAAAGCAUGGAAUCCUGCUGGAAAUACAAUGAAAUUAUGUAUUGGUUGUUCUGAAAAGGCUUUGUGUUCAGAAUGUGCCAUGAAAAAAAAGAAUAUUGCAACUUUAGAGAUUUUAAGAAGAAAAGCAAAAAAAGCUUAUUUGAAAAUAAAAGAGAGACCUAAAUUUAAGGAAAGAAGAAAAAUGGAAGAAAAAGAAGCUAAAAAUUAUAACAUUAAGUUAAGUUGUCUAAGUAGAGCUAAUGCUUUGUAUAAUAAAGAAAGAUAUUCAGAAGCAUUUGAAGUUAUAUUAAAAGCAAUUGAAAUUGUUAAAUAAGAAAUUGAAGAAUAAGAAAAAGAAUUUGAAGCUAGUUAAUUGAAUCUAAAGAAAUAAUUACAAAUUGAUCCAGACACUGAUGUAACAAUUAAAUAAGUUUAUGAAUCAACUGUUAAAUUGAAUCCUGAUGAUAAAUAAGAAGCAUAAAAAUUAUAUAUGUAUGCUAAAUAGACUCAUCUUGAUGCUGAUCCUGAACCUGAUACCAGAUAAUUUAUUAAUAGACAAAUUGAAUUCCUCUACAAGAAAAUAGAAUAAAAAUUAUAGGAUAAUUUAAACGAUAUAUAAUUGAUGAAAUAGAAAAUUAAUAAGAUUGAAGAUAAAGAAGAUUAAAAAGCUAAGAGCAAAGUCAAAGAUUUAUCAAUGAAGAUGUGUCCAGAAUUCAUUAAAGAUGGUAGAUGUAAGAAGGGAUAAAAGGAUUGUCCAUAUUCUCAUAAUUAUCUUCUAUUAGAUUUAGAACCAACUGAUAGCAAAUUGAAAAGUCUUUAAGAAUCUAUUAAAAUGAAGGAAGUUUCAUUAAGAGAAUCUAAACCACCUAUUCCUUGGGUUUAAUCAGGAAUGAAGGAUGCAGAAGAAUGUAAUAUUGAUUAUAAUUUAUUUUAGACAACAAUACUGCUGCAUAUGAUAAAGAAUUGGAAAGAAAAAGAAUUUUAAGAUCAAAAAGCAAACAAUCAAAAUAAUCAAAAUCAUAAUCAAAGGAUUUGUAUUCCUAAGAUUUUGAAGAUAUCAAAACACCAAUUUAUGAGAGAAAAAAGAAAUAAAACUUUUGA
Paramecium primaurelia is the source of this 3864-nucleotide messenger RNA. The record is from the annotation of a GenBank genome assembly. Lineage: Eukaryota; Ciliophora; Oligohymenophorea; Peniculida; Parameciidae.